ACUGUGACUCCUGGUGGAUGGGAUUGGGGAGUCAGAGUCAAGCCCUGACUGGUUGCAGGCGCUCGAGUCAGCAUGGAAAGUCUCUGCGGGGUCCUGGGAUUUCUUCUGCUGGCUACAGGACUGCCUCUCCAGGCGGCCAAGCGAUUUCGUGAUGUGCUGGGUCAUGAGCAGUAUCCGGGUCACAUGAGGGAGCACAACCAAUUACGUGGCUGGUCUUCGGAUGACAAUGAAUGGGAUGAACACCUGUAUCCGGUGUGGAGGAGGGGAGAAGGCCGGUGGAAGGACUCCUGGGAAGGAGGCCGUGUACAAGCAGUCCUGACCAGUGACUCACCGGCCCUGGUGGGUUCCAAUAUCACCUUUGUGGUGAACCUGGUGUUCCCCAGAUGCCAGAAGGAAGAUGCCAACGGCAAUAUCGUCUAUGAGAAGAACUGCAGGAACGAUUUGGGGCUGACGUCUGACCUGUAUGUCUACAACUGGACUGCAGGGGCAGAUGAUGGUGACCGGGAAGAUGGCAGCAGCCAAAGCCUCAGGUUCCCGGACAGGAGGCCCUUCCCUCGCCCCUAUGGAUGGAAGAAAUGGAGCUUCGUCUACGUCUUUCACACACUUGGUCAGUAUUUCCAAAAACUGGGUCGGUGUUCAGCACGAGUUUCUAUAAACACAGCCAACUUGACGGCUGGCCCUCAGGUCAUGGAAGUGACUGUCUUUCGAAGAUAUGGCCGGGCAUACAUUCCCAUCUCGAAGGUGAAAGACGUGUAUGUGAUAACAGAUCAGAUCCCUGUAUUCGUGACCAUGUCCCAGAAGAAUGACCGGAACUUGUCUGAUGAGAUCUUCCUCCGAGACCUCCCCAUCGUCUUCAAUGUCCUCAUUCAUGAUCCCAGCCGCUUCCUCAAUGACUCUGCCAUUUCCUACAAGUGGAACUUUGGGGACAACACGGGCCUGUUUGUCUCCAACAAUCACACUUUAAACCACACAUAUGUGCUCAAUGGAACCUUCAAUCUUAACCUCACCGUGCAAACUGCAGUGCCCGGACCAUGCCCUCCGCCUUCGCCUCCACCUUCUCCCACAUUAUCAACACCUAGCCCCUCUUUAAGUGUUAUUUUAAACUUUUAUGACUUAAACUUUCUAGUGCCUACUGGUUACAAGUCCAUGGAGCUGAGUGACAUUUCCAAUGAAAACUGCCGAAUAAACAGAUAUGGCUACUUCGGAGCCACCAUCACAAUUGUAGAGGGGAUCCUGGAAGUCAGCAUCAUGCAGAUAGCAGAUGUCCCCAUGCCCACACCACAGCCUGACAACUCCCUGAUGGACUUCAUUGUGACCUGCAAAGGGGCCACCCCCAUGGAAGCCUGUACGAUCAUCUCUGACCCCACCUGCCAGAUGGCCCAGAACAGGGUCUGCAGCCCUGUGGCCGUGGACAGGCUGUGUCUGCUGUCUGUGAGAAGAGUCUUCAAUGGGUCUGGCACCUACUGUGUGAAUUUCACUCUGGGAGAUGAUGUAAGCCUGGCCCUCACCAGCACCCUGAUCUCUAUCCCUGGCAAAGACCCAGGCUCCCCUCUGAGAGCAGUGAAUGGUGUCCUGAUCUCCAUCGGUUGCCUGGCUGUGUUUGUCACCAUGGUUACCAUCUUGCUGUACAAAAAACACAAGGCGUACAAGCCAAUUGGAAACGGCCCCGGGAACACGGUCAAGGCCAAAGGCCUGAGUGUUCUCCUCAGCCACGCGAAAGCCCCGUUCUUCCGAGGAGGCCAGGAGAAGGAUCCAUUGCUCCAGGACAAGCCAAGGACACUCUAAGUCUUUGGCCUUCCCUCUGACCGGGAACCCACUCUUCUGUACAUUUAUGUGAACUGUGCAGAAGUACGUGACCAGGAACUGUUGUUUUCUAAGGAUUAUUGUAAAAUGUAUAUCAUGGUUUAGGGAGUGUGGUUAAAUAGCAUUUUAGAGACAAUAUGGGAAGGCUUAGUGUUUCUUCCCAUCUGUAUUGUGGUUUUUACACUGUUCUUGGGGUGGACACGCUG
Molecule: messenger RNA, 2009 nt
Organism: Mus pahari (shrew mouse)
Lineage: Eukaryota; Metazoa; Chordata; Mammalia; Rodentia; Muridae
Gene: Gpnmb
Product: glycoprotein nmb
Exons: 11
Coding region: 73-1785 (570 amino acids)
Biological process (GO): cell adhesion
Molecular function (GO): integrin binding
Source: RefSeq, a predicted model, not a curated record